GAGCUAGAGAGAGCUAGAGAGGAUCUCUGUCUUUGAAAAUAGCUCACUUUAACAGGAGCAAGCCUGCACAGAGCCAUCCCUGAAUCUAUUUCAAGGCUUGCCUACCUGCCAGGUGAGCCAGGAUGAUGGCCAUGAACAGUAAGCAGCCGUUCAGCAUGCACCCCAUCCUCCAGGAACCCAAAUACUCCAACCUGCACUCCAGCUCAGAGGCUAUGCGCAGGGUCUGCCUUCAAGCCCCUCAGCUCCAGGGCAAUAUAUUUGGAGGCUUUGAUGAGAGUCUACUGGCCCGUGCUGAAGCUCUGGCGGCUGUGGAUAUUGUCUCACACGGCAAGAACCAUCACUUCAAACCAGACGUGACCUACCAUACCAUGAGCAGUGUCCCAUGUACAUCUACCUCUUCUACAGUGCCCAUCUCCCAUCCUUCCGCCUUGACCACUCACCCUCACCACUCAGUGCACCAAUGCUUGGAAGGGGACCUCCUAGACCACAUAGCCCCAACCUUGACUGUCACUGGUAUGGGGACAACAGACCACUCGGUGAUGUCCUCCCAGAUCCAUUCACACCAUCUGGGAGCCAUGGGGCACCUUCACCAGGCUAUGGGCAUGGGCCAUCCCCACUCUAUGUCUUCUCACAACGGCAUGUCCUGCCUCAACGACGUGGAGUCGGAUCCUAGGGAGCUGGAGGCUUUUGCCGAGAGGUUCAAGCAGAGGAGGAUAAAACUCGGGGUCACCCAAGCAGAUGUUGGCUCAGCCUUGGCCAACCUCAAGAUUCCAGGCGUGGGUUCCCUAAGCCAGAGCACCAUCUGCAGGUUUGAGUCUUUGACCUUGUCCCACAACAACAUGAUAGCCCUCAAACCUGUCCUUCAGGCUUGGUUGGAGGAAGCAGAGGCCGCUUAUAGGGAGAAGAACGCCAAACCGGAGCUCUUCAACGGUAGUGAACGGAAACGUAAACGUACGUCAAUCGCAGCCCCUGAGAAGCGCUCGCUGGAAGCGUACUUCUCCAUCCAGCCCAGACCUUCUUCGGAGAAAAUAGCGGCCAUUGCCGAGAAAUUGGACCUUAAAAAGAACGUGGUUCGGGUCUGGUUUUGUAAUCAGAGACAAAAACAGAAAAGGAUGAAAUAUUCUGCAGUUCAUUAAUCUGGCAGACCCAUGACUUUUUACUAGAGAUAUAAUUCAAGACAACAACAAAAAAUAAAAAAAAGAGCAGGGAUCUUUAUUGAGAACUUUUGAGGACUUGCAGUCAAUCAACACAAGAAGCCAUCAUCUUUCUCCUUCCUUCCUCCACCUUGACACGUGUGGUCACAUCAGGUAGAAGAGAACUUUCUGAGGAUCAAUGGUACCUGAAGGAACUGGUUUUCCUUACUAGGUGCAGCUACUCUUCCCCCUACUUUACCAAUACAUUGCAAUAACUCUAACACAAGUAUUUCACUGUGGCUUUUAUGCUUGUAGCACCCUUUUCUUCUAUAUUCUCCUUACCAACAUCGUUACAGUAUUAGUACUGUUUUAUAGGGAUAAACAAACUUUACUUCUUGAUUUGAUCCAGAAUCCUUAAGCUGGCCAUACAAUUAUAAAAUGUUCUUGUUAAAUUUUCUUUUAGAUUUAAAUACAUUAGCCCUGGGAUUUUAAAUUGACAUG
Messenger RNA from Rana temporaria (common frog), 1634 nucleotides. RefSeq names its product POU class 4 homeobox 3 (gene POU4F3). Gene Ontology annotation, biological process: regulation of transcription by RNA polymerase II. The transcript has 2 exons. Lineage: Eukaryota; Metazoa; Chordata; Amphibia; Anura; Ranidae. Gene Ontology annotation, molecular function: DNA-binding transcription factor activity, RNA polymerase II-specific; RNA polymerase II cis-regulatory region sequence-specific DNA binding. Bases 123 to 1136 code for a protein of 337 amino acids. The record is from RefSeq and is a predicted model, not a curated record.